CCCUCGGUCUCUCCCUCCCUCCCUCCCUCUCGCUCGUGGCCACGACUGGGCGACUGCCUCCGCCGCAUUUCGCUAGGCGCCACACGGCCCUUGGCCGGCGACGAGCACCCACAGAAAAAAGUGUUGCUCCUACGACUAGUUCUUUUUAUGUGUAACCUUCAAUGAAGGAUUCUCAGGAUAUUCAGAGCACGACAGAGUUGCAGUCACCAGUGCAAGGUACUAAUGAAGUGCAAAGUCAGCAACCAAACUCAAUGGCCGCUGAUGCUCCUGCUGGAAAUUCGGGUUCCUUGUCUGUAGCUAGUAAUGACAAUAAGAAGGUGUCUCGCGAAGAUAUUGAACUUGUAAGCUUUCUAGCUAUCUAGUGGCAUCCCUUCUAGGGUAGACCCAGUGCCUGAGGCUCCCACAUGAGUGGUGUCUGGGGAAGGGAUAAACCGAGGCAGGCUUUUCCCUUGCAAAUGCGGAGAGGCUGCUUCGAACCCGCAACCUGGUUCAGAAUUUGAUAGAGCGUUGUCUACAGCUCUACAUGAACAAAGGAGAAGUUGUUAGAACUCUUUCUACUCGUGCUAGAAUAGAACCUGGCUUCACUACUUUAGUAUGGCAGAAACUUGAAGAAGAAAACUCCGAGUUCUUUAGGGCUUACUAUAUACGGUUGAAGUUGAAAAGGCAGAUCAUCUUGUUCAAUCAUUUAUUGCAACACCAGUACAAUUUGAUGAAAUAUCCAGCACCUCCGAAUAUUCCAUUGGCUCCAAUACAAAAUGGAAUUCAUCAUAUGCCAGUUAGCAAUUUACCAAUGGGGUAUCCAGUACUUCAGCAGCCUAUCAUGCCUGCUCCCGGCCAGCCUCACAUGGAUCCAAUGGCCUGCGGUCUGUCCAGUGGUCAUGUGGUUAAUGGAAUACCUGCACCAGGUGGUUAUCAUCCCAUGCGCAUGAACUCCGGAAAUGACAUGGUUUUGGACAAUGGAGCGCCUGAAGCACCACAUGCUGGUGCUACCGGUAGUGCUAUGUCAUCUGAGAUGGCUGUGAGUCCCUCGUCGGCGGCUUCAAGCAACCAUGCUCCUUUUACGCCGUCAGAUAUACCAGGCAUGACCAUGGAUGUAUCGGCCCUAGACUCGGCAUUUGGGUGUGAUGUGGGGAAUCCUGAAUCUCUGCAAUUGGGACCAGAUGGGUCGUCAAGAGACUCUAUUAGAUCCUUAGGGCAGCUCUGGAAUUUCAGCCUCUCUGAUCUAACAGCGGAUUUGACGAGUUUGGGAGCAGAUCUGGACGUGCUGGAGAACUACACUGGCACCCCUUUCCUGCCAUCGGAUUCGGACAUUUUGCUUGAUUCCCCAGACCAAGAUGAUAUAGUCGAGUAUUUUGCUGACGCCAUCAACGGGUCUCCGUCAGACGAAGAGAAACCGUAGUUUUUCCGGGGUUGCAUGGCAUGCAUUCAGGUUCAUCAUCAGGCAGGGCUGUCAUCUCAUCUCAUGUAGUGUAAAGCAGCCAAUCUAACUGUGUAUUCGGCUCGCGCGCGGUGAUCCGGUAAUCGGGCCUCUGCCACUAAAAAGAAUUUUGUAGCGGUUAAUUGAAAUCCUAAUUCUUUGGAAUAAGUAGCUGGGACUGGAAUGUCCAGAGAGUAGCGGUCGUUGUUGGCUUAGGGAUUGCUGCUGGUGGAUGCAAACCUCACAGCUAGCUGGUGACUCUGAAACCACAGGAACUCCUUUUCUUUUUCUUUUUACUUGUAUCUGUAUUUGCUGCUACAUAAGUAAACAGAAGUGGGGUGUACCUAGUUUUCUGGUU
This is a messenger RNA of Zea mays, 1775 nucleotides long. RefSeq lists its product as uncharacterized. The coding region runs from base 524 to 1399 and encodes 291 amino acids. The record is from RefSeq and is marked provisional. The transcript is spliced from 9 exons. NCBI's taxonomy places the organism in Eukaryota, Viridiplantae, Streptophyta, Magnoliopsida, Poales, Poaceae.